Molecule: messenger RNA, 576 nt
Organism: Ophidiomyces ophidiicola
Lineage: Eukaryota; Fungi; Ascomycota; Eurotiomycetes; Onygenales; Onygenaceae
Exons: 1
Coding region: 1-576 (191 amino acids)
Source: RefSeq, a predicted model, not a curated record
AUGGUUGUUUACGUUCUCCACGGGUUUCGCUGGCCGCGAGUCGGCACCUUCAAUGCACCCGGAAUCCGUGCGCACAUCGUUUCCUACAACCUCCUCGACGCGGCGGCCGAAUAUCUCCAAGAACCCGGCACUUCGCGUGCGAUCCUCCAAUCAUUCAAACGCAUUGACCCCAAUAUACCCUACCACCUGCCCGGGCUGCAGCUAAUCGAGCAAUACGACCCCAGCGAUCUGAGUGAUGCUGCGCUUAGUCAACCAUACGUAUUUGUUGCCGCCAAGGUGAUCACAAUGCCCGACGAGGAACAGCCCGGCCGCCUGUUGAGCUUGAAUAUCAGCGAGAUGAUCGACAAGGGACCGGAGCUUUCGCCGGGGGGGCCAGAAGCACUGAGGCGGCUCAGAGAUUUCUUGGCUCCAGAAGAGAAAAUCGGGUGGUGGGUUGUGUAUAAUGGAGACCCGGAGAGGCCGUACCCCAAAACGUCUGGUGAUGACGAUGAUGAUGAUGAUGAUGAAGAUGGGUCAGAAAAUGUAGAGAAAGAGGUGGAUGGCGAAGAGGAAACGUCUGGAGAAGAGGCCACAUGA